GCAAACAGUGCAUGAAGACUGAAACAGAUCCACAAUACCACCACCGCCACACCCACCACCAGCACCCCCCACUAAACAACCACCUAAAUCACACGUUCCUUUCAAUCAUCAUCAAGACUAGCAAGUGAUAGAAGGUACUAGCAAUUUAAUAAACUUUUCAAAAACAGUGUCUGGUAACCUUGGCAAUGCCUAUAUAUAGGGUUCCUACCUCAAGCAUUUUCAGUCGACAAAGCAUAUUGGUAUUUUAUAUAGUGAGUGACACACAAACAUAUAGAUAUAUUGUGUUAGUUUCAUUUGGAAAUGGCUUUGAGGGUGGUAGGGGCUGCGUUUUUGGUCUUGCUUAUUGUAGACCUCACCUUUGCUGCUAGGAUACUAAAGGCAACUGGAGGUGGAGGUGGAGGGCAGGGAGGAGGUGGUGGUGGCGGUUCAGCAUCAGGACUUGGGUCAGGUUAUGGUUCCGGGUCUGGGGGUGGUGAGGGAUAUGGUGGUGGUAGUGGUGGUAGUGGAGGAGGAGGAGGAGGAGGUAAAGGUGGUGGCGGUGGUGGCGGCAGCGGUGGAAAAGGGUAUGGUUCUGGCUAUGGGUCUGGUAGCGGCUCGGGCUAUGGUUCCGGUGGUGGGGUAGGGGGUGGCGGAGGUGGAGGUGGUGGAGGUGGAGGUUCUGGGUCAGGAAGUGGUUCGGGCUAUGGUAGUGGAAGUGGUUCUGGAUAUGGAAGUGGAAGUGGUGGAGGCAAAGGUGGGGGCGGUGGAGGAGGAGGUGGUGGUGGGGUGGGCGGAGGAGGAGGUGGAUUUGGUCCUGGUUCAGGCUAUGGUAGUGGAUCAGGUUAUGGGGAGGGCUAUGGGUCUGGCUAUGGCGAGGGGGGAUAUGGUUUGCCAUGAACAUGAGGUUACAUUUUCGUUUAGAUAGCACCAUCCAAUCAGUCAUUUGUAUGCUGAAAUAAAAUUGCAAGAGCUCACCCAUGUAUGUUGGCGAAGCGACUGCAAAAGUGCAUGUAUGUCUGUUGACCACCGUUACUAAAAUCACUUUUCAUAUUCCAUAUAUGAAAGAAUACAGUUUUUUUAUAGAUAA
Populus trichocarpa (black cottonwood) is the source of this 1066-nucleotide messenger RNA. Its product is annotated as putative glycine-rich cell wall structural protein 1. Bases 301 to 876 code for a protein of 191 amino acids. Lineage: Eukaryota; Viridiplantae; Streptophyta; Magnoliopsida; Malpighiales; Salicaceae. The transcript has 2 exons. The record is from RefSeq and is a predicted model, not a curated record.